AUGUAUGAACCCUGUUCAUCUGGUGUUGAUGAGGUUCGGGAAACAUUAUGCUCUUUGGGCAUCCCAGUCGAGCUUGCCUUGGAUAUCUUGAUUUCCGCAGAUUACGAGGAGCGACCGCGCAAGCUUAAGGUACCUCGUCAUCCUCUCCACGCGCUUGGAAAAUAUCUCAAGUACUGCUGGCAGACCCUGGUUCGGUGCUCUGCCAUGGCGGCAGAAGUGGUUAUGCAUCCUGAGAACCCCGAAUAUGCUUCCACUGGUAUGAACUGGAAGAGCCUUGUCGAGGACGCUAUUGUUGAUCUUUUUUUGGUUACCAUAGAGAUCGUAACUAUCCCUUCAGGCUUGGAUUUGAAGACAUGCACAGCCUUCCAAGGAUGUGGUGGAAGAGAGAAAUGGAUUCUAAUGAUGAAGCUUAUUAUUUUUAUGAUGGCAGAAGAGGGCCUGUGA
Messenger RNA from Penicillium angulare, 444 nucleotides. RefSeq lists its product as uncharacterized. NCBI's taxonomy places the organism in Eukaryota, Fungi, Ascomycota, Eurotiomycetes, Eurotiales, Aspergillaceae. The coding region runs from base 1 to 444 and encodes 147 amino acids. The record is from RefSeq and is a predicted model, not a curated record. The transcript is spliced from 2 exons.